CUAAAAAACAUCUUUGCAUGAUAAGAAAGAAAUACUUGUAAUUGUACCGUUUUUGAAGACAAACUUGUAAAGAAAAAAAAAAGUUUAUAGAUUAUUAAAAUGAAAAAAAUAACCAAUUUCAUACUGUUUUUCAAAGUUCUUGUGCUUAUUUGUGGACCACUGGUAUUAACUGCAGAAUCCCUAAGCUGCACGUUCGGCAACUACGACCACAAUUACAUAAAAAUUCAAGAAUUUGUUAAUGAUGAUGAAAAUAGUACAACUAUUCCUAAAAAAAAUAAAUUGUAUGCUAACAGUGUACAAGGGAUGGAUAUUAUGAAUAAUUCAUACGUUAUAAUUAACAAGAACCAUUAUGAAGGCUCUUUCACAUUUAUCUUCUCUCAAAUUAAUGAAAAAUUUGAACCUAGUCAAAGUAAUUUUUGCUAUAAUUUUACAGUAAGAUUAAAUUGUACGAAUCGUGAUAUUGUUGAUUUGUACGUGAAAGUGCCUCUUAUUGACACAAACAACCACGAGCCGUUUUUUGAAAAACCGAAAUACACCUACAACCUCAUUUCCUCAUACGCUGAAGAUUUCAAACGCCAACAAUUUCUAAACCCUGUUAUUGCAACAGAUUAUGAUGUAACCAACACUGCAGUAAAAUUCAGCAAUGAAGAAAAUGAGUAUUUUAAUAUAAUGUACAACGGGAUUGUUCCUAAUAGCCUCAACAAGAAACAUUACGCUCUUUUAACACCCAAAAUUCCUGGCAAACUUGUUACUAGAAAAAUCGAAGUUAACAUCACCGUUACAGAUGUGGGUUUUCCUCCCCGAAGUAACGUUACAAAACUUGUAAUAAAUCCCCCUUCACCGCCAGGUCCUGUUUUCUCAUCACCUUUCUAUGUAGGCCAUUCUUACAAAAAUCGUACAUUUGUAAUGUUUGAAAACCCGAAAUUAGAAGAAGGUUGUACGUUUUACGAAACCCGAAUUGACGUCUUAACCACUGGUAACAAAAGUAGAGUCUUUUAUGCCGAAAUAAUAAACGAUAAAAUUUUGAUAAAAAAAUUCAAAACCAAUUUGAGCUAUUUUUUCGAAAAAAAUUAUAGCAUUUAUCAGUUAAAAGCAUUCUACAUAGAUCGAGUCACCAAAUUGUACUCUUCCGGAACAGCUACUCUGAUAGUAGAAGACCAUCACGACUUGUAAAACCACAAGGAAAUAAAUUUUCUGCUUAGCAAUGUAUUCAAAUCAUUUAAUAAAGAAAAUUGUUUAUGCGAUUAAAUAAUUGCAACAAC
Tribolium madens (black flour beetle) is the source of this 1262-nucleotide messenger RNA. RefSeq lists its product as uncharacterized. The transcript has 6 exons. NCBI's taxonomy places the organism in Eukaryota, Metazoa, Arthropoda, Insecta, Coleoptera, Tenebrionidae. The record is from RefSeq and is a predicted model, not a curated record. Gene Ontology annotation, cellular component: membrane. Bases 100 to 1173 code for a protein of 357 amino acids. Gene Ontology annotation, molecular function: calcium ion binding.